Messenger RNA from Prinia subflava (tawny-flanked prinia), 3386 nucleotides. RefSeq names its product SAS-6 centriolar assembly protein (gene SASS6). Gene Ontology annotation, biological process: centriole replication. Gene Ontology annotation, cellular component: centriole; centrosome. Lineage: Eukaryota; Metazoa; Chordata; Aves; Passeriformes; Cisticolidae. The record is from RefSeq and is a predicted model, not a curated record. The coding region runs from base 1 to 1959 and encodes 652 amino acids. The transcript has 18 exons.
AUGUUGCGGCCCCUCCCCGCGGGCGGGAGCAAGAUGGCGGCGGAGCGGAUCUUCGACCGGGCGGUGUCGGUGCGAGUGCGCGGCUGCGGCUGCGAGGAGCGGACAUUAAAUAUUCGAGUGAAUAUUGAACUACUGUCAAUUUCUAAUCCUGUUCAUAAAAAGGACUUAGCUGUUCGAUUGACUGAUGAUACUGAUCCUUUUUUCCUUUAUAACCUUGUCAUAUCAGAGGAAGAUUUUCAAAGUUUGAAAUCCCAGCAAGGUCUCUUGGUGGACUUCUCUGCUUUCCCACAGAAAUUUAUAGAUCUGCUUCAGCAAUGCAUUCAGGAGCAGAACAAAGAUAUCCCAAGAUUUUUGCUGCAGUUAGUUUCUUCAGCACCUGCUCUAGAUCACACACCUGUCUCCUUAAAUGUAGUUGAGACCAACCCUUUCAAGCACCUUACCCAUCUUUCUCUGAAAUUCCUGCCAGGAACUGAUGCAGAAAUAAAGAAGUUUUUAGCCAACUGUUUGAAAUGUCUUAAGGAGGACAAAAUGAUGUUGGAAGAAAAACUUAAAAACACUGAAGAGAAUCUUACCAGGCAACUGAGCUACACUCAACAGACCUUGUCAGAGAAGAGCCGUGAGCUUGACAAGCUGAAAAACGAAUGGACGUCCUACACCACAGCUCUGAGCAACAAACACUCGCAGGAGCUGACGAGUGAGAAGGAAAGAGCUCUGCAGGCACAAACUCAGUACCAGCAACAGCACGAGCAGCAGAAAAAGGAACUGGAAAAUUUGCAUCAGAAGAGUAUUCAGCAGUUGCAGAACAGGCUCUCGGAACUCGAGGUCAUCAAUAAAGACCUCACAGAGAGGAGAUACAAAGGAGACUCCACAGUCAGAGAGCUGAAAGCAAAGCUUUCUGGAUUGGAAGAGGAAUGCCAAAGAGCAAAGCAGGAGGUGCUGUCCCUGCGCCGGGAGAACACAACUCUGGAUGCUGAAUGUCACGAAAAAGAGAAGCUCAUAAAUCAGCUGCAGACACGAGUUGCUGUCUUGGAACAAGAGAUCAAAGACAAAGAUCAGCUCGUCACCAGAACAAAAGAAGUCUUGGAUGCAACACAGGAGCAAAAGGUGAUACUGGAAGAGAGUACCGAGGAAAAACAAAGGCAUAUUGAAAAACUAGAGACAACAAUUAAGUCACUGUCAGCUGAACUCCUUAAGGCUAAUGAAAUUAUCAAGAAGUUACAAGGAGAUUUGAAAACUCUAAUGAGUAAAUUAAAAUUGAAAAAUACAGUAACAAUUCAGCAAGAAAAACUACUGGCAGAAAAAGAAGAGAAACUUCAGAAAGAGCAGAAGGAGUUGCAGGAGAUGGGACAAUCCCUUCGAAUGAAGGAGCAGGAGGUUUGCAAGCUACAAGAACAGCUGGAAAGUACAAUACAAAAACUUGAAGAGAGUAAGCAGUUACUGAAAACCAAUGAAAAUGUUAUCACAUGGCUGAACAGACAGCUGAGUGAAGUUCAGAUGGCCAAGAAGCUGGACACUCCUGCCAGUGCCCAUGCUGCUGGGAGGGCUGCUGCCUCACCUCUCGGCAUGCCUGACCGACCCUUCUUUCACAGCUCAGGAAUCGGUCAUCCCAUUUCUCCUCUCUAUGCCUUCCAGAACUUUCUGGAACCCACACACAUCAAAAAUGGGAGUUCCCAAUAUCCAGUACCAAAGGGUCAGCUGAACUCACAGCUUUCAAAACUGAGCCGAUGUUCCGAAGCUCACAGCAUGCCUGCAGCUGGUCCCGCAGCAAACAAGGAGAAUGGUGAUCAGCUGGGGCUGGAACCAAAGUACUUCAAGAAAAAAGAUGACAGCAUUCCUUUACGAGGGCUUAGUCAAAACACACUGAACUCGGAGUACCUGAGGCCCUACGUGCCAGCCAAAGCCCAGCCGUCCCCAAAAGCUGCUGGAACACCGGCCUCGGCCUAUUUUCCUGGAUCAUAGACAGGGUUCUUCCAGGUGCUUGAGCCUAAGGAGAAGACAAAGCCUUAAGGAGCCUCAGUGGGAACCAACACUGACCUCACCAGGGCUGUGCAGAAUUUUCUGGAGUCUAUUGUUACCCUGUAAAUCCUCCUAAAAACUCACCAAAGUGCUCUGACUUUUUUAUAACAGGUAAAGUGUACAUUCCCUGAGAACAAUUAAUUACCUGAAUUUCUGUUUCUGGACUCCUUUCAGAGAAAGGAUGAGGUGAAGGGAAAGCAUAGGAGAACUGCACUGUGCUGUACAUUUUAGUAAUGGUCAGGCUCAUAUGGGGGCAUGACUGCCUCACUAACCUUCCCUCACAGUUUAGUUUUAAAAACUUGCUUAAUUUUGGAAGCAGCUUAUUUGAAUUGCAUAUAGACUUCCAAAUAAUCUCAUACUAAAAAUGGUAAAUUAAUUCACCAAAGUUAUAAAAUAAAAAGUAAAAUUCUCAGUCUUGGUUCCCAUUACCUUUUCUGUUAAGCUCUCAGUUUUACAUUCCACAGACCACCAUGCAUAACCAUUAAAAGGUGAAGUAGCUGAAUAGUUAACUGUUACCAACACCUAGAGGUUCCUUCAUUUUUAUAAUCAUACUUUACAACUGUAAGUCUACAGAAAUUUUAGAUACUCUCACAUCUGUGCAUCUUGUUCUACUGUCUGAGUUCAAAUGGUAGGAUCAUCUCACAGCUCCUUCUGUGCCACCUUACUUGGUGUCCCCUGCAGAACGAGCAGGCAAAGGACCCUUACGAUGGCUGUUCCUUACUUUUGGUACAGACAUCUCAUUCCUUUUACCUUAGUUACUCAAGUGCACCUUACUCAAGAGGAGUGUACAUUCCAGUGGUUUGUUCUGCUGUGUGAAAUGUGUACAUUUGUUUAUAAAUUAGCACCAUGUUAAUGUAUAGUGCCUCGUUUUGUAACGUGUACAUUUUAAUGGAAAUAUUAAAUGGUUUUUGUCAAAAGCCGAGGAGUUAAUGUUUCAGGAGUACUCACCACCCUCUCCAGUGCCCUGUCCUGCCCAGCUGAGGUAAGCACCAGCACAGCUCUGUGUUCUUUACCUUUCCUGCAGCUGUCCAUGGCACUCGUUGCUGCCUGGGCCUGGCCCCACGGCGCUCCUGUCCUCGGCUGUGUUAGGGGCAGUGCCUGAGGCUGUGCUCAUCCUGCCCUGCAGAGGCUCUGCUGGCACAGGGGUGACUGCAGUGGAACGAACCCCAGGGGCAGCGGGGCAGGCUGGAGCCCCAGGAGAGCAGGAGCAGCUCCAGCAGCCAUAAAAGCUCCGUGCUGGAUCUCUGCUCCAGCUGCCUUUUGCCACCUGCAGAAGUACAACACACCUGCAACUACUGAACUGCACUAAAGGCCUGAAGAGACAUCCACAAUUAUUUAAAAAUUCAUUAAAAUAUUCAACUUUAUUAACA